UUUUCUUCCCAUUUCCCACCCACUUCCCCCAACUCCUGGUCGCGUGCAUGGAAGGGGCUUUUCCCACGGGAAGGGAAAUAGCUGGCAUGCCUGGCUUUGCUGCAGAAGCAGCAGCAGCUGCGCCCAGAGGAACUAACUUCCCCAUAAAGCGUUUGUUAAGGCAACAGCAGAACAGUAGAAUGAUGAUGCCCACAAAGUCAUGUUGCCUUCUAGUCCUCUGUGUUGUGCUUCCCUUUUCAUAUGCGCAUACAGAUUUCUUCACUUCCAUUGGUCACAUGACAGACUUAAUUAAUACGGAGAAAGACCUGGUGACUUCACUAAAAGACUAUAUCAAGGCAGAAGAGAGCAAGCUGGAACAGAUUAAGAAGUGGGCAGAGAAGCUGGAUAAGCUGACAGACACUGCAACGAAAGACCCAGAGGGGUUCUUGGGGCACCCUGUGAAUGCAUUCAAAUUGAUGAAGCGACUUAACACAGAGUGGAGCGAGCUGGAGAACCUAGUCCUGAAGGAUAUGUCUGAUGGGUUCAUUUCUAACAUGACUAUUCAACGCCAGUAUUUCCCAAAUGAUGAAGAUCAGACUGGUGCUGCCAAAGCUCUCUUACGGCUCCAGGAUACGUAUAAUUUGGAUACAGACACUAUAUCGAGGGGAAAUCUCCCAGGAGUGAAACAUAAGACAUUUCUAACAGCUGAGGAUUGCUUUGAGCUGGGCAAGAUUGCAUACACUGAAGCAGACUACUACCACACUGAACUGUGGAUGGAGCAAGCUCUAAAACAGCUGGAUGACGGAGAGGUUUCUCCUUCCAUUGGCAAGGUUUCUGUUCUGGACUACUUGAGUUAUGCUGUGUACCAGCAGGGGGAUCUAGAGAAAGCGGUGAUGCUUACCAAGCGUCUACUUGAGUUAGAUUCAGAACACCAGAGAGCUAAUGGCAACAUGAAAUACUUCGAGUACAUCAUGGAAAAAGAAAAAGAAAAAGAAGCAAACAAGACUAUUGCCCAAACCGAUGGACAGACUGAAAAGGAUAGCAAAACUCAGAAAAGGGGACCUGCCAAAGAUUACCUCCCAGAGAGACAGAAGUAUGAAAUGCUGUGCCGUGGGGAGGGUCUCAAAAUGACCCCAAGAAGACAAAAGAAGCUUUUUUGCCGCUAUUACGAUGGGAAUGGGAAUCCCAAGUACAUACUGGGCCCUGUUAAACAAGAGGAUGAAUGGGACCGCCCUCGGAUUGUUCGCUUUGUUGAAAUAAUCUCUGACGAAGAAAUAGAAACUGUCAAAGAGCUUGCAAAACCGAGGCUGAGGCGAGCCACCAUUUCAAACCCCAUAACAGGCGUUUUGGAGACUGCACAUUACAGAAUUAGCAAAAGUGCCUGGCUGUCUGGAUAUGAAAACCCUGUAGUAGAACGUAUUAAUGCAAGAAUACAAGAUCUUACAGGACUGGAUGUUUCCACAGCAGAGGAGCUGCAGGUAGCAAAUUACGGAGUGGGAGGACAGUAUGAGCCCCACUAUGACUUUGCUCGGGCAAGUAAAGAGAUGGGUGAAAAAUGAAAUAGUCUGAAGCCUAGGCCUUUCAGCCUGUGGCACAAAUGUUUAAUUGGGUGUUCGUGUUGCAUUCAAGUCUUCUAAUCUGUGUGAAAGGAUUAAAGUCCUCUAAACCACCAUCUGAACAACAGAGAAUAACAAAUAUUACCAAAAUGUGAAAGUGAAAUGCUGUUAAGUGAAUGAAAGGAUUAAAGGGGGAAAUGCAGGAAAUGGUGGCUGGUACAUUUAAGGUGAUGGUAUUAAAAAAAAACCAACCAAAGCUCUUAUGCAGGCAUCCCCAAACUGCGGCCCUCCAGGUGUUUUGGCCUACAACUCCCAUGAUCCCUAGCUAACAGGACCUGUGGUCAGGGAAGAUGGGAAUUGUAGUCCAAAACAUCUGGAGGGCCGGAGUUUGGGGAUACCUGCUCUUAUGUCAUAGUGAUAUAUCUGCAACCAACCAUAGGGUGAAGGGCUUAAAAAAACACCAAAUGGGUUUAGGUAGGCUUGGAUAUUUAUGGGUUUCAAAUCACUGAAACUGUUAACAGGUUUAUACACCUGUUUUAAGUUGCAGUACAGAUUAGAGGAACCAAGUGAUCCUGAAGGGUUAACAUCUCUGUAUCUCUCGAUUUUAGCUUAUAUUUACUUCUGGGUGGGCUGCAAGAUUUUUUUUUAUACUACCUUUUAUUUUUUUUAUUGAGACAAGGCUGCAAGAAAUAGGGCAACUGAUCUCAAAUGGUGGUUUACAGGGCAUUUAUGUGUUAAAUUACAACCAUCAAUUAACAUUCUCCUUUGAGCCCACCAUUAAUUCAUUAAAAUUAUUGCCGUAACAUAAAUCUUGAUUUGAUUCCCCCCCCCUUAAGAAAAUUAUAUAUAGUAAGUCUGUAUUGGCUUAUAUGAUGCAAGUUGUUAAUCGUUUUUUCCUCCCAUGCAUGCGUUUAGCAGAAAAAAAUUUUUUUUGAAAGAAUAUCUUUGCUGUGCAAUCCUGUUCAGUAAAUCCCACUUUAUUAAAUGGGGCUUCCUCCCAGAUACAGUAUGUAUAAUAAUGCACCCUUCCAGCAUAUAUGCAGAAGUAAAACCCAUUGACAUAAAUGGGUCUUACUCCCAGUAAGUGUGUGUAAGAGUGCCGCCUUAAUAUGCUAAAAUAGCAUCCAAUAAUAUAAUGUGUGGGGAAAACUGGAUUCUUCCCAAGCAUGUACAUGUGAAAGCAAUUAGGGUUGAGCAGUGGGGGGAAAUCCCUUCUAAUUCUAGGGGUGAAAAACACAUUGUUUGCUUUGACAUAAAUCAUUUAAAUUGCCAAGUAUAUUUUAAACUUCUGGUUGUCUUGAGUUGCAGUUGGUGGUCAGCAUAUAAUUUCUUGUUGCCUGGUUGUUCUGUGAUUUUUAGACCAAUUCCUCUAAUCUGCAGAUGUAGGAAAGAGCAAUGGAAACGUGUUCUGCCUAAAAAGAUUAUGUGCCUUCAAAAGUCAUGUUACUUUUCUAGAUUGUGAUGGCUGUCUUCAUGGGAUUUCUGAGAGGUCCCCAAAGACCAUGAACUUUGUGUAUUUAUUUUUAAAAAACAUAUUUACUCUGUAUGCAUGCAACCGCAGGUGGAAGAUAUCUUGCACUAUUUCCUAUAUUUCACACUAUACAUUGGACCCAGGAGGCUCAGCUUACAGGAAAGAUGUCUCUCCCCAGCAGAGAAAGUUCUGAGCAAUGUAAACACUUCAGUGACUCAUAAAAUCACCCUUUUUGCUUUAGCGACCAAAAAGGUCAGAAAGAACACCCUAGACAAUAUAGCAGUGAACUGUAAGGGAGACGCAGAGAUCUAAAUAGAAACCAUUGUGGCGCGACACCCCUUUUGCUUGUAUUUAUUUUUUAUUCAGAUUUGUCAUGGCCAAUGGCUACUACAUUAAAUUAUUUUGAUUGGAUUGGAUUGAAUUUACACUGCUUUUCAUCCAAAAAGGCUCCCAGAGCAGUUUAUAGAUCAAUAAAAAAAAGAUAGCCCUUGUCCUCAGGCUUACAACCCAAAAGCCAUGACACACAACGAAAAAUGAAUGGGGAGGGAGGAGGAAACAUGUAAGCUUAGGCAUCCAUCCUUAAAAUUACAGUUCUUAUAUUGAUCAGCCAGGAUCAGAACUGUUCAGAUAGCCUGAUAGAAGGGCUGCUUUCUAGGUGACAGUUGAGGGAGAGCAGCUGAAUUCAUAGCAGAACAAAUGGAAUAGCUCCGCUUCCCUUCUCUCCCUUUGCUCUGCAGCCUAAUGAAAUUAUACAACUCUCGGUAGUGAUAUCUUAAGCAUCAGCAAUACAUCAACAAUAACUUACACAGUGUCCAAAUCUCAUUCCUGUUGGUUCAUUCCAUUCUCUCUCUCUGUUAUCCAUCACUGGAAGGAGUUAAGAGUUCUCAGUCGCAGCAUCAGAGAGAUGCCAUGUUAGGAUAACCUAGCAAGUAAAGUCUGGCCAGGUCCCAGGACACCAGAAGCAUACCUUUUGCCUUAAGAACUUUGUAUGCUGAUAGUGUAAAACUCAAAUGCUGAAAUGACAGCUUAUUUGAAUGGAUACCUUUAACUUCUGGGUGAAACGCUUGAUAAUUUUUUCAGAUAACUACUACUAAUUUUCCCUUACUUACAUCGUGCAUUCUAAAAAUUAAUGUUUGUAAAUGUCUAACGCUGUGUGCCGUUGUUGGGUUUCGCUUGUACAGUAAGACCUCGUACUGCAUGUUUUUC
Zootoca vivipara (common lizard) is the source of this 4212-nucleotide messenger RNA. It is a transcript of the gene P4HA1, whose product is annotated as prolyl 4-hydroxylase subunit alpha 1. Gene Ontology annotation, cellular component: endoplasmic reticulum. Gene Ontology annotation, molecular function: procollagen-proline 4-dioxygenase activity; protein binding; iron ion binding. Gene Ontology annotation, biological process: peptidyl-proline hydroxylation to 4-hydroxy-L-proline. The record is from RefSeq and is a predicted model, not a curated record. Lineage: Eukaryota; Metazoa; Chordata; Lepidosauria; Squamata; Lacertidae.